Arachis stenosperma is the source of this 1558-nucleotide messenger RNA. Its product is annotated as serine/threonine-protein kinase D6PKL1. The record is from RefSeq and is a predicted model, not a curated record. The transcript is spliced from 2 exons. NCBI's taxonomy places the organism in Eukaryota, Viridiplantae, Streptophyta, Magnoliopsida, Fabales, Fabaceae. Gene Ontology annotation, biological process: protein phosphorylation. Gene Ontology annotation, cellular component: nucleus; cytoplasm; plasma membrane. The coding region runs from base 85 to 1497 and encodes 470 amino acids. Gene Ontology annotation, molecular function: ATP binding; protein serine/threonine kinase activity.
UUUUCAUCCUUCCACUUUCCUCAUUCCCCCCUCUCGUAUAUAUAAUAACAAAUUAAACCCCCCAACACUCUCAAUAACACUCCAAUGGACCCACCGCCACCACCAGCACCGCCGCCGUGGCAGGACGAUCUCGCCGACGACCUCCAGUCACUCAGCUUCGCCUCCACGGCCACCACCACAACCACCGCCGACAUCAAGCGCAGCACAAGCUUCGGCUCCGAAACCACCACACUCACGGCCUCCACCUCCGCCCGCAUCCCUCUCCCUCCGACAAAGCCCCACGCCCCUUCCUCUGACCCCCGCUGGUCCGCAAUCCACCGGAUCCGAUCCUCUGACGACGACUCCGCCUCCUCCGGCGGUCGCAUCCUCCUCCCGUCCGACCUCGUCUUCUCCCGGCGCCUCGGCUCCGGCGACAUCAGCUCCGUGUACCUGGCGGAGCUGAAGCCCUCCUCCGACGUAACGUUCGCGGCGAAGGUGAUGGACAAGAAGGAGCUAGCUAGCAGGAGCAAGGAAGGGAGAGCGAGGACAGAAAGGGAAAUUCUGGAGUUAUUGGACCAUCCUUUUUUGCCGACGCUUUACGGCGCCAUCGAAGCACCUAAAUGGUUGUGCCUCCUCACAGAGUUCUGCCCCGGCGGCGACCUCCACGUUCUCCGGCAGCGCCAGGCAAACAAACGGUUCAACGAAGGCGCCGUCAGGUUCUACGCCUCAGAGGUGUUGGUGGCACUUGAAUACCUUCACAUGUUGGGGAUAGUCUACCGUGAUCUCAAGCCAGAGAACGUGUUGGUUCGAUCUGACGGCCACAUCAUGCUCACUGACUUUGACCUCUCCUUAAAAUGUGAUGACUCCACAGCAACGGCUCAGAUCAUCUCUGAUCAAAAGAACUCUCCUCAUAUAUUCCUACAAAAGGAUCUCCACACUGAAUCCUCCCAAUUCACAUCGUCCUCAUGCAUACUACCAAACUGUAUAGUCCCCGCGGUGUCAUGUUUUCACCCAAAGCGCAAGCGAAAGAAGAAGAAGCAAGGCCAUCGUGGUGGGCCCGAGUUCGUCGCCGAGCCCAUCGACGUCCGGUCCAUGUCAUUUGUUGGGACCCACGAGUACCUGGCCCCGGAGAUUGUGUCCGGUGAGGGACACGGUAGUGCCGUCGACUGGUGGACCUUAGGGAUAUUUAUAUUUGAAUUGUUUUAUGGUGUGACACCCUUUAGAGGCAUGGACAAUGAGCUAACCCUAGCAAACAUCGUGGCUCGAGCAUUGGAGUUCCCAAAGGAACCCAGCGUGCCAGCCACGGCAAAGGACCUUAUCUCACAGCUAUUGGUUAAGGACCCCGGAAGGAGGCUUGGGUCAAUAAUGGGGGCUUCCCCUAUCAAGAACCACCCAUUUUUUCAAGGUGUGAAUUGGGCAUUGCUAAGGUGCACAACCCCACCCUUUGUACCCCCACCUUUUACUAAAGAAGCUGUAUCGGAUGAGAGUUGUCCCGAGACUCCCAUUGAUUAUUAUUAAUCAUGGUAGGAGCAGAUGUGAACAAAAGUACAGUUAUAAUUAAUAAUAUAGUUGCACGAAA